UUUGGAAUUCAUUUCCUGUCGAGCAGCUCUCACAGUGAGGAGGACACAAGGAGUCAUGGCCAAGUUUGAAGCUUUCCUCCGGAGCAUGGAGAAGACGCAGCAGUGACUCCAACUUCUUCCACUGGAAUACUGACUCCACGACUCCUGCUCCAGGAGGAGAAACAGGACUGACUCCAGAUUCUUCCACUGGAAUACUGACCCCAGAACUCCUUCAAUAGAAGGAGAAGACACAGCGCUGACUCCUGCUUCUCUUGUAGGAAUGCUGAAUCCAUGACUCCUGCUCCAGGAGGAGAAACAGGACUGACUCCUGCUUCUCCUGCUGGAAUAUUGAAUUCUGUAGUCCUGCUGUAGGAGAAGGACGCCUGGCAUGGCCGAGCCACUGCUGAGAAGAACCUUCUCCAGACUGAGGGGCAGAGACCAGGGCCGCAGAAAGACAGACCCCAAACUAAGCGAGACUCCAGUCAGCUCUGCCGCCCUUCAGACGUCUUCAUCAGCAUCAUCGUUGACGAUAACAUCCAGCACUGUAACCACAGCCCACCAUGUCCCCACCUCACCUCCUCGAAAUCAUAUAACAGUUGCUAAGAAACAGCAAUGGGCGCGACAGGGCGUUUCAGCUCCGCCUUCCUCUCUGAGCUCCACCCACACGACCUCUGACCAGUGGUCAUCGUGGAUAUUCCAGCAUGAAUCUAAGAUGGCCUGGAAUGACAGUCUGGUGCAGGAGAAGAAACAUUCGUAUCCUGACACAAUGUCAAUUCAGGAUACAUGCAGCACAAACUGUUUUCCUGUCACCACCACACAGCAGGAAGACUCUGAGUCUGCAGGGGGCGCCACUGAUAUUUCUUCCCCCAGCAUCAGCGCCAAGCUGUCGGGUAAGCGAGCAUACCUCCAGAGCCUGGAGCGGAGUAGCCGAGCAUGGGUGUUGUCUUCAGGAAAGUCCCAAGCUGCAGAUGAUGUAUGUGGUCCUCUGGAGGGUAACAGCAACAAUAUCUGGUACAACCCUAUUCCUGAAGAGGAGGAUGGAGGAGGUCCAACCAGGAGGGAGGAGGUAUGGAAAAGAAGAGAUGAAGAGCAGGAGGUUGCUGAUCUCAGAGGAGAAGGUUGUAGCAGUGACUGUCCACAGGAGGACACCAAUCUCAGUCACCACACUGAUGAAAUUAAGGAAGAAUUCCCAGACUCCCCUGCCUCAGACUCAAGCCCCACCUCCUUAAAAAAAGGGGGAGGUGCUGGUAGUGUAAUGGACAGGUUGAGGUCUCCUGGUACUGUUAGGAAACUGUCAUUGAAGAUGAAGAAACUUCCUGAACUCCGGCGAAAACUCAGCCUACGUUCAUCUUCCCGUACUCGCCAGGCCACCAGUAGCACAGGACAAGGGAAUGAUCCAACCAAUAAGAACACAGUCUCAUCCCCCAACCAGAAUGUCAUCAGCAGAUAUCAUCUGGACAGCUCCACCCCCCCAGCCCUUCCGCUGCGACGAUCAUCCAGACAACGUUCUGCCAGCAAAGGAGGAUACCUUAGUGACGGUGAUUCACCUGAGCUGCUUCCUCGGCAACAGGUCACUGACCUCACAAACUUCCAGGAAGCUCCAUGUGAUGUUGGUUCAUUUCGACUGUACGUGGGCUCAGAUCCAUCACGAUGCAGCCAGCGGGUGACGGGAUUACUGACUGUCCACCUGCUGGGCCUGGAGGAAAUGAAGAACAGCAGAUUAGAGGACAGUAAAGAGAUCUUCUUGGCCAUCCAGGUCGAUGGGGUGACAAGAGCCAGGACCGCCCUCUUGACCUUGAGAGGCCACGCCCUGCCGUUAAACCACACCUUCCAUCUGGACCUGGAGAGGGCCCAGCAGCUCCGGAUUGUAGUGUUAACACCAGCUCCUCUGUCAACAUUGGUUGGCGUUAAACCAGACCAGAAUCAUUCUUCCGGUGGUCCAAACCGAAAUCGGGUUUGUUGCCUGAGUGGGGUCUCCAUCCCGCCGAUCUUUAAAGGGAGUCGUAGUCAGCAGCUCUGCUUGAAGCUGGAGCCCAGAGGACUUCUUUAUGUCAAACUGACUCUGCAGGAAAAAUGGGACACACAGCAUGGAAGGGAUCCUGCAACACCUGCUAAUGUGUUUGGGGUUGAACUCCACCAUCUGGUGGAGAAGGAAGGAUCCACAUCUCCAGUUCCCCUGCUGAUCCAGAAAACAGUGGCAGAAAUAGAGAGACGAGGACUGAAGGUGGUGGGUCUGUACCGACUGUGUGGUUCCGCUGCCGUCAAGAAGGAGCUUAAAGACUGGUUCGAAAAGAACAGUUCAGCCGUGUGUCUGUCAGAAGACCUCUACCCUGACAUCAACGUAAUCACAGGUAUUCUGAAGGACUACCUUCGUGAGCUCCCAUCUCCUCUAAUCACUAGGACUCUGUACCAGGUGGUCCGGGAGGCCAUGACCCAGCGAUCCCUACCAGAGACCCCUGACCCAGAAGUAGCCCAGUGCACUGUUAAACUUCUAUCCUGUCUGCCAGAACCAGAGAAGGCCACACUCUCACUCCUGCUGGACCACCUCAGCCUGGUAGCCUCCUUCAGCUCCUUUAACAGGAUGACACACCAGAACCUGGCAGUCUGCUUUGGUCCGGUACUCCUCACGCCGGCGCAGGAGGCCUGUAGGGGUGGGGGAGAGAGAGGGGCAGGAAGGGCUGGAAGAGGAACAGGGAAAGCCUUUGGUUCUGGUGAGGAGAUGGCCAACGCGGUGGACUUCAAACGGCACAUUGAGGCCUUGCACUACCUGCUGCAGCUUUGGCCAGUGCCGACCCAUAGAGUCCUAGCAGACAACUCCUCCCCUCCAUCCUCCCCCACCCUUACCCAGCAGCUCCAGCUCCAGCCACACCUGCAGCACCACCCAAGCUUGAGGCUGACUCUCCUCCCCAAUGUGGAGGAGGAAGUGGUGGUGUCACGUCGAGGGCGCGGCGGACUGGCCCGGCUGGAGAAUCCACCACCCGUCAAUCGGUAUGCCGGAGACUGGACCAUCUGUGGGCAAAAUCUUCUCUCCGAGCACGAAGCCGACUACGACGAGGUGGCUGGAAGUGAGGGUGAAGGAGGCAGCAGAGAAGAAGAGGAGGAGCACAAGGAGGCCUGGUCAUCAGGAGCAGCAGGAGGAGGUCUGUUCGUAGACGAGUUCAUGGAUUUUGAUACACCAUUUAACUGUCGACUCAGUCUGAAGGACUUUGACACCCUGAUCCACGACUUGGACCGAGAGCUGGCAAAGCAGAUCAACAUCUGCUUGUAGGCGUGGUUGGGAAGGGCAGAAAAACCAGGAAAACUAGGGGGAGAGGAAGGUUGUUCAUCAACAAGUUUAUAAACUUCCAAAUCAGUGACCUAAACCAAUAGUUGGCUAAGCAGAUCUGCCUAUAGCGCUGGGGGCUGGAGGGCUUCAGCUUCACUUUGGCCGCAGUGACCAAAACUGAUCUGAUCUUUUAUGAGCAAAAACAAAUUAUUUUUCUAAAAAGGUAAAAGAGCUUUUUUAGUUCGAAACUUUUAUUGUGAACUGUUAAAGCCAUAAUUGUCCAUUGCUGCUUCAUGCAGAAAUCUGCCUCCAGGCGUCUCCAAGCCCCGCUGUUCCGAGCUCCCAAGCAGGCAAAGAAAUAUUUGGUUUCCCAAGCAAAUCCUGACCCAAACUCUAAACAUAGACCACAUUUAUGCAGAAAGUAAUUCCUUUACAAAGUGCUCUUAAGGGCCUGCAGCAAGAUAUUAUUGUGCUGAUGCCCCCUGCAGCACAGGGAGGGGAACUGAAGUGAAUUUUAGUCUCAGGUGUUUCUGAAGUGUUUCUGCCAUCUUGAGGACAGGUGUUCAGGUGUUAUUGGGGGCUGGGGGGAAACUGCAGGGCUUUCAGUGCUUGUCGGUACAGUUUUUAAUCACUGUGAGUUUGUUUCUUGUUUGUAUUUGAUGUCUCUGGCAGUAUUAUUUUAUUUUGCACACACUCAGUAAGCACUUGUUUUUUUAUAAUUAUGUUUUACAUAUAUGAUGUAACCAAAGAUUUAAAGCACAGCUGCCUCUUUGUUUAUUCCAAAAACAAAUAAUAAACACUGCUUUUAUUAUUA
Molecule: messenger RNA, 4058 nt
Organism: Girardinichthys multiradiatus
Lineage: Eukaryota; Metazoa; Chordata; Actinopteri; Cyprinodontiformes; Goodeidae
Product: rho GTPase-activating protein SYDE1
Exons: 14
Coding region: 368-3247 (959 amino acids)
Biological process (GO): signal transduction
Source: RefSeq, a predicted model, not a curated record